GAUGGCUGUCAGUGUGACGUGGAGCUGCAGCUCAGACAUCAGAGAGUCUCAGGAGGAGCAGCUGAUCACACCUAAACCCCCACAGUGCUGGUGACACAGGAUGGGCAUGACCAUAACCUGAAGCAUUUUUGGGGACGAUUUCUGACAAAAGCUGCGGAGCAUCAUGACAUUUUGGUUGAUUUCCGUCCCGCUGGACAAGACCAGUUCAGCCAGUGCAGAAAAACUGAGGCGCAGCAUCACCAAAAGCCGCCUGGCAUCCUGCUGGAAGUUCUCCAUUCCAGAUCUCAAGGUGGGAAUCCUAGACAGCCUGCUCCGCGUCUCAGAUGAUCUCUCCCAACUCGAUACGCUGACUGAAAGUGUGAUGAAGAGAAUAAGCCAGUGCAUGAAGGAGGUGAUGGAGCCAUCAAGUAACGGAGGGGUGGAGAGUGCUUUAGCCAAUGGAGUGGAGCUGACAAGUUAUGUGACCAAUUUUCAGUGGGAUAAAGCCAAGUAUCCCACAACUCUGCCUCUCUCCAGUCUGGCAGAAAUCAUCAACAAGGAUGUUUCUCAGGUGGAGGCAGAAUUAAAAUCCCGUGCUGCAGAGUACAUCAGUAUGAAAGCCAACUUGCAAAAACUUGAACUCAAGCUGGAUGGAAAUCUGCAAACUCGUAGUCUGAACGGCAUUGUGAGGAAAGAAGACUUGGUGGUGUCCGAGUACCUCACCACUGUGCUGGUAGUGGUGAGCAGAGGGAGGUACCUGCAGUGGGAGAGGAAUUACGAAUCCUUCUCUGACUUUGUGGUUCCACGUUCGAGCAGGAAGCUGUGUGAGGACAGAGAAGAGGGCGUCUUCUCAGUGACGCUCUUCAAAAGAGCUGUGAAUGAAUUCAGAGUCAACGCUCAGGAGAGCAAGUUUGUGGUGCGUGAAUACAGCUGUGAGCAGGAGGAGAAGCAGCAGCAGGAAAUCAUGCAGUUUAGUAUUCACAAAAAGGAACAAUAUGGAAUCUUUGUGCAUUGGCUAAAGGUGAAUAUAAGUCAGGUGUUCAUUGCUUGGAUUCACUUGAAAGCACUAAGGGUGUUUGUGGAAUCGGUCCUCAGGUAUGGAUUGCCUGUCAAUUAUCAGGCUGUUCUGCUGCAGAUUGACAAGAAGCACUCAAAAAAAGUGAGAGAAGAACUGUCCUCUCUGUUUGUGCAUCUGGACCCCACUGGCACUAUGACAGAUAUGUGCUGUGACAUCCCAGAACUCUGCCAGCCGGAGUAUUCCUCCUACAUCUGCUUCCACAUCAGCCCCGACCUGCUGGAGAUCAGCUAGUGGCCCUCGGUGCGGCGCAGCAUGGC
Molecule: messenger RNA, 1314 nt
Organism: Cololabis saira (Pacific saury)
Lineage: Eukaryota; Metazoa; Chordata; Actinopteri; Beloniformes; Belonidae
Gene: atp6v1c2
Product: ATPase H+ transporting V1 subunit C2
Exons: 13
Coding region: 164-1288 (374 amino acids)
Biological process (GO): proton transmembrane transport
Cellular component (GO): vacuolar proton-transporting V-type ATPase, V1 domain; lysosomal membrane
Molecular function (GO): proton-transporting ATPase activity, rotational mechanism
Source: RefSeq, a predicted model, not a curated record